AUGGCGGCGGCCGUCGACAGUGUUGUUAAAGUGCUGGGCGAGCAGUAUUACCGAGAUGCCAUGGAGCAGUGCCACAGCUACAAUGCCAGACUGUGUGCUGAACGCAGUAUCCUCAUGCCCUUCUUGGACUCACAGACUGGUGUGGCUCAGUCCAAUUGUUACAUCUGGAUGGAGAAGAGACACCGGAGCGCAGGUGUUGCUCCAGGUCAACUGUAUACGUACCCAGCUCGCCGUUGGAGGAAGAAACGGCGCUCCCAUCCGCCCGAAGACCCCCGAUUGGCCUUUCCCCCUCUCAAAACAGCAGAUGUGGACCUGGGCCUGAAGCGUGAUGCCUUAGGGGCGGUGGAUGGCAGCAGUCUGGAGGCGCUGCUGAAAGGCGAGCCUCUUGACAGGAGAAGCGCCGUGACGGACGUGCGGGCCGCCGCUGAGGACGAUCCAGCUACCGUAGACCCCCCCGCUAGUUCCACGACAACUCACACAUCUUCUGGACGUGUCCGCAAGAGAGUCCUCGACCACGAUGACUAUUUAGAUGACUUAGACGAUGAGGACUUUGAGGAUGAGACUCCCAAGAGGAAAGGAAAGAGCAAAUCCAAGGGUCGCAGUGACAAGAACGGUAAGAAGAAAAGCGAGGCUGCAGCAGCAGCUCUAGAGGAAAGAGACAAACCUUACGCCUGCGACAUCUGUGGGAAGCGCUACAAGAACAGACCGGGCCUGAGCUACCACUAUACGCACUCUCACCUAGCGGAGGAGGAGGGCGAGGACCGUGAGGAGAUCGAGGCACCACCCACUCCUCGCCAACCUGAGGAGCAGAAGACAACAAAAAAGGGUCCGAAUGGUCUGGCACUACCUAACGAUUAUUGCGACUUCUGUCUGGGAGACUCCACCUUGAACCAGAAGACCGGCCAAUCAGAAGAGCUCGUUUCCUGCUCGGACUGUGGACGUUCAGGCCAUCCCACAUGUCUGCAGUUCACGCCUGUAAUGAUGGCUGCUGUCAAGACAUACCGCUGGCAGUGCAUUGAGUGCAAGUGCUGCAAUGUAUGCGGCACGUCAGAGAAUGAUGAUCAGUUGCUAUUUUGCGACGACUGUGACCGAGGCUACCACAUGUAUUGCCUUAGUCCUCCGAUGACCGAACCGCCAGAGGGGAGCUGGAGUUGCCACCUGUGCCUGGCUCUGCUCAAGGACAAAGCCUCCAUCUACCAGCAGAACCAGGGCUCUGCUUGCGAGUGA
Nerophis lumbriciformis (worm pipefish) is the source of this 1227-nucleotide messenger RNA. The record is from RefSeq and is a predicted model, not a curated record. NCBI's taxonomy places the organism in Eukaryota, Metazoa, Chordata, Actinopteri, Syngnathiformes, Syngnathidae.